Molecule: messenger RNA, 1848 nt
Organism: Cynara cardunculus var. scolymus (artichoke)
Lineage: Eukaryota; Viridiplantae; Streptophyta; Magnoliopsida; Asterales; Asteraceae
Product: O-fucosyltransferase 6-like
Exons: 10
Coding region: 1-1848 (615 amino acids)
Source: RefSeq, a predicted model, not a curated record
AUGAAGAAGAAAACCAACCACCACCUCCAUCACCGGAAUAAUCGCAGCCGGAGCAGCAACAGCAGCAACACCAACAACAACAACUCGGUGUUGGGUAUAUUACAAAGCGUAAUCUUCUGUCGCCGCCGUCGUUUCCGCGGCCAGCUCCUCCCCUUCAUCUCCGCCGUGGGGGGUUGUAUUCUGUUUUUCUUUGCCAUUGUUUCAUUUCUGUCACCACCGAUCAACCACCACCAUGUCCACCAUUUCCGUUACAACCAUAGCUCGCUUGAUGACGAAAUCGAUUUCCGGUCAAAUAUUGGAAAUACAUCAACUUUUCUCAUUCCCAGAGCAGGUGGGAGUUUAGGAGAUGAAAUUUGGAGGUCGACUCAAUCACAAUCAUAUUAUGGUUGCUCCCAAAAAAGCGAAAAUCAUCAAGAUGUGGAUGCAAAAACAAACGACAGUCGGUUCUUGAUGAUCGUUACGAGCGGUGGUUUAAAUCAACAACGAACCGGAAUAACGGAUGCUGUUGUUGCAGCUUAUAUACUUAACUCCACGUUAGUUGUUCCCAAGUUAGAUAACAAAUCAUACUGGAAAGAUCAAAGCAACUUCUCCGACAUUUUUGAUGUUGACUGGUUCAUAUCGUAUCUCUCAAAAGAUGUUAAGAUAGUAAAAGAGGUUCCAAUGAUCGAGGGAAGAUCCAUUCAUCCAUAUCAAAUGCGUAUACCCCGCAAAUGCGAUCCGGAAUGCUAUCAUUCUCGCGCACUACCUCUUCUCGAGAAGAAAAAGGUUGUUAUGCUUACGAAAUUUGAUUACAGGCUCUCGAAUAGGUUGGACCCCGAUUUACAGAAGCUGCGGUGUCGAGCUAAUUAUCAUGCUUUGAGGUAUACGGAACCGAUUUGUGAAAUGGGUGAGAAGUUAGUCGAGCGAAUGCGGAUGAAAAGCAAGCGUUUUAUCGCGCUACAUUUGAGAUUUGAAUCGGACAUGCUCGCGUUCUCCGGGUGCUACUUUGGAGGUGGAGAUAGAGAAAGGGAAGAACUAGAACAAAUCCGAACGAGAUGGGAAACUCUACAUAAACGAGACCCUGAUAAGGAACGAAGGUUAGGGCGAUGCCCGUUAACGCCAGAAGAAGUCGGGCUAAUGCUAAGAGCGUUAGGAUACGGGGAGGAUGUUCACAUUUACGUGGCUUCUGGUGAAGUUUACGGAGGCGAAAACACCUUAUCGCCAUUGAAACAACUUUUCCCGAAUUUUCAUUCUAAGGACACUAUCGCAACGAAAGAGGAGUUGGCACCAUUCGCACCCUAUUCUUCUCGUAUGGCCGCUCUAGAUUUCAUCGUUUGUAAUGCGAGCGACGUUUUUGUCACCAACAACAAUGGUAACAUGGCGAAAAUGUUAGCAGGGAGAAGGAGAUACUUUGGCUACAAGCCAACCAUCAGACCGAACGCCAAGAAACUUUAUCGAUUGUUCUUGGAUCGCGGUAACAUGACAUGGGAAGAAUUCGCAUCACGGGUCCGAACUCAUCAGAUUGGAUUCAUGGGACGACCAAACGAGGCUAUGCCAGGAAAGGGUGAAUUCCAUGAAUAUCCAAUCGUAUGCAUAUGUGAAGAUUUAAACACCCAAAUUCAAAAUCGUAGCCAAGGUCUGAGCCAAAACCAAAGUGAACCGAAUAACCACGAUGUUCAAGCAAACAAACGCGAUAGAAAUGAGUCGGAAAGCGUAGUCAAGGAGCAACAACGAGGGAAUGAAGAACACAACAAUUCAUAUACACAACAAAUCGAGAACGGAAACGGAACUCGAGUUAAAGAAUUGCUAAGAAGAAACAAAAAUGAUUCGGAUUGCGGAUUGGAAGAAGGUCAUCAGACUAACACUUAG